Molecule: messenger RNA, 4250 nt
Organism: Crotalus tigris (Tiger rattlesnake)
Lineage: Eukaryota; Metazoa; Chordata; Lepidosauria; Squamata; Viperidae
Product: SCAN domain-containing protein 3-like
Exons: 1
Coding region: 554-2311 (585 amino acids)
Source: RefSeq, a predicted model, not a curated record
AUCAUACCUUAUCAGAUCAUAUUAUUAUACACAAAAAUCACCUAAUUAAUUUAAGCACUUCAAAGUUCCAGUCUAAAAACUCAACAUUUUUUUCAAUUCCAGUACAUAUAUAUGUCUAAAUAUUGGGCAGAUUCUGCCUACACUCCCUGAGAUUGGGUGGUGCAUCUUGGGCUCCCAAAACAUGAUGAAUACGCAGUUAUGUGGCCACCUAAAUAUGGACUUGUGUUUUCUCAUGGUCUCAGAUCUCUGGCUAAAAAUUUGAAUUGCAUGAGUCUGGUUUCUUUCCCAGGAUAGUUGAGUUGAUUUUCCACCAAAGGAGUAAGACUCCUCCCGUGAAGUUGGUGAUUGCUGGCUGUGAAGUUCUGGGAGUUGAAGUCCACAUGCCAUAAAAUUGUCAAGGUUGAGAAACACUGGGUUUGUAAAUAGAACAACACAGAGAAUGGUAAAUCAUAGGAAACUUUAAUGAACUGUUUUGACUGAACUAUGCCAUGUGUCAUGUUUUGUAUUAUUGAAACUAUUGUUACAUAUUUUCACUAGCAAACCAUUCAAGACAAUGGAUCCGAAGAACAUCAGGAAAAGGAAAUAUAGUGAGGAUUUCCUACAAUAUGGCUUCACGUCUAUAUAUACAGUGGGAAUCAAGAAACUGCAGUGUGUACUUUGUUCCGAAGUUUUAUCAGCAGAAUCGAUGAACCCUAACAAACUUAAACGACAUUUUGAAAGCAAGCAUCCAAGCUAUGCUGGCAAGGACACAAACUAUUUCAGAGAAAAAUCUGAUGGACUGAAGAAAGGCAGACUUGACACUGGUGGCAAGUACCACAGACAAAAUGUAGCGGCCAUUGAAGGGUCAUAUUUGGUGGCACUCAGAAUCGCCAGAGCCAUGAAGCCUCACACUAUUGCAGAGGAAUUACUGUUGCCAGCGGCCAAAGACCUUGUUCGAGUUAUGAUCGGAGACGAAUUUGUGACAAAAUUGAAUGCAGUUUCCUUGUCCAAUGACACUAUCCGCAGAAGAAUAGAUGACAUGUCUGCUGAUAUUCUUGAUCAGGUAAUCCAAGAAAUUAAAUCUGCUCCACUUCCAAUAUUUAGUAUCCAGCUUCAUGAAUCUAUAGACGUUGCAAACUGUUCCCAGUUACUGGUUUACGUGAGGUAUAUUUACGAUGGUGACUUUAAAGACGAGUUUCUGUUUUGCAAACCUCUUGAAACAACAACUACUGCAUGUGAUGUAUUUGACAAAGUUGGUUCAUUUCUGAAAGAGCAUAACAUAUCUUGGGGAAAGGUUUGUGGUGUUUGCACAGAUGGUGCUCCAGCUAUGCUAGGAUGUAGAUCUGGAUUUCAACGUUUGGUACGGAAUGAGUCACCAAAAGUCAUUGGAACUCACUGUAUGAUUCAUCGGCAAAUAUUAGCAACAAAGAUGCUGCCACAAGAAUUACGAGAAGUAAUGAAAAGCAUCAUAAAUUGUGUCAACUUUGUAAAGGCAAGCAGUUUAAACACAAGAUUGUUUUCACAACUGUGCAAUGAGUUGGAUGCGCCAAACAAUGCUCUAUUUCACACUGAAGUGAGAUGGUUGUCGAAAGGAAAAGUUUUAAAACGUGUUUUUGAGCUUUGUGAUGAACUCAAAAUGUUUUUUAUUCAGAAAGAAAGACCGCAGUUUGAAGCUAUUUUCAGCGAUAACAGCGAACUGCAGAAAAUAGCUUACUUGGUUGACAUCUUUGCCAUCUUGAAUGAGUUAAAUUUAUCACUGCAAGGACCAAAUGCAACGUGCCUUGAUUUGUCUAAAAAGAUCCGAUCAUUCCAAAUGAAAUUGCAGCUUUGGCAAAAAAAAUUGGAUGAAAAUAAGGAACAUGACAUUGAACCAGACAACAGGAUUACAUUGAUAAAAUCUGUUAAAGAACACCUGUGCAUGCUUGCAGAUGAAACCUCAUCGUACUUUCCAAAUCUACCUGACACCCCAUUUGCAUUUGCGAGAAGCCCAUUCACAGUCAACGUUGAAAAUGUUCCUGAGACAGCACAAGAGGAGUUCAUUGAACUUAUUAACAGUGAUGCAGCGAAAACUGAUUUCUCCACAAUACCAGUUACAAAGUUCUGGAUCAAAUGUUUGCAGUCAUAUCCUGUUCUGUCUGAGACUGUGUUGCGCCUUCUUCUUCCAUUUCCAACAACAUAUCUUUGUGAAACAGGGUUUUCCAGCUUGUUGGUUAUCGAGUCUAAAUACAGAAAUAGACUUGUUGUGGAAGAUGAUCUUCGGUGUGCUCUUGCAAAGACUGCCCCGAGAAUUUCUGAUCUGGUGAAAAGUAAGCAACCUCAACCUUCACACUGAUGUUGGCUUUUUACGCAUACUGUUGAAAAAUGUAGCAAUGUAGUUUACUGUUGUUAUAUUAAGACUGUUACCCAUCCUACACCAUGCUUCAACACAAAAUUUCAUUGUUUUGUAAUUAAAAAUAAAUAUUUAACAAUAUAUAAUUACAUAUUGUUUUUGUGAUUAAUCACUAUGCUUUAAUUAUGUUCAAUGCAAAUAUAUCCUGCAUAUCACAUAUUUACAUUGCAAUUCAGAACAGUAGCAAAAUUACAGUUAUGAAAUAGAAACUAAAAUAAUUUUAUGGUUGGGGGUCACCACAACAUGGUGGCCACGCCCACUUGGUGGCCACACCCACUUGGCCAUGCCCCCGGGGUCACCACAACAUGGGGAACUGUAUUAUGGGGUCACGACAUUAGAAAGGUUGAGAACCACUGCUUUAAGGCAUGUGAACUUCAAUUCUCAGAAUUCCCAGGCUAGUCUGCUGGCUGGGAGAUUUUGGGAAUUGAAAUCCAUAUGUCUUAAAGUUACCAAGUUUGAAAAACACUGACUUAACUAAAUGGGUGAGUUUACUUACUGUGCUAAAUUACAAUUUUUUCAACCAACCAGAAAUGGCUCUGUCUGUAUGUUUUGCUAAGAUAAAGUAUGGUUUCUAAAUCACAAUGACCGAACCAAAACUAAUUAUAUUGUGGCUUUGUCUUAGCACUUAGUUCUUAGUACUAACUCAUAUUUGUCAAGUUGUUAUGAUCCAGGUCACAUAGACCAGGGCUUGUCAACCGGUGGUACGCGUACCACUGAUGGUAUGCAACCACCUAGCUGGUGGUACGCAGCAUCGCUUUCCUCCCCCCACUGCGUCGCCUUCCUUCCCCCCGUUCCGCUGCUUCCCACCUCAUUUGUUUGUAGAAAAUAUGCUGCGGCAGCCUGCACGAACUCUACCAAAUGUGCCCUGCAGGAGGCAUAUGAAGAGCGCAGGUGCAGAGCAAGGCCCCGCCCUCCCCAGGGACUCAUUGUGCAGCAACCGGAUUGACUUCUCGUGCACACAGGUCAGUGAAGGGGAGGCUGCCACAGCGCCAAACUCCUGCAUCUGUCAGCUGGUGACCCCCGAACUUGCGCUUGUCAGCUGGGAGGUCUGGCGAUGGCCGCCGGUCUCCUUUGCCACCCCGCACAUCGUCCUCGACCCCUCCUCCCACCCGUUCAUGUCGAGCCUGCGGGGGCUUGACAGGGAGAGAGGGAAGGAAGGAGGGACUCCUCCUCUCCUAAGGUUCAAAGCAUGAUCAGCUUCCCAAGGGUGCUAUAAUCCUCACAAAAGUGGGGGGAGAAACAAAGGGGGUGAGAGAGCUCACGGCGGGCUCGAAGGAGCACCUGUCAGCAGGACAAUCCUGAGUCUUCAAGUGGGGAAAGCAUGCAGCUGCAGCCAGUUAGUGAUGAGGAAGAGGAGCUGCCUUCUCACCUGAUCAGAGAACAUGUAGGGCAGAGAAAAGACAGAAGCAGCAAAAGUCAGCCUGAUUACUCAUGAGGAGGUAGCCUCAUCCCUCUUGAUGGGCUGCACUGUUUAGCACAGCAAACAAAUGGAGACGAUGGUUGGGACAACAUGUUUAUUUCUUAGCUGUAUGUUUUCUGGUCUUUAUGAUUCCUGCCUUGCUUUGGAUUGACACUGUGCCUUGAAUUUGGAUUGUGCCUUAUGAACUCUGGACUUUUCUUGCCUUGUGAACCUCUUGUGUUGUGGAUUUAGUUUUACCUGGUGGAUUUGUCUUAUUUGGGAAACUUUCAAGUACCUUGUGGACUCAUUGGCCAUUGCUCUGUGGACUAGCAUCAGUCUGCUUUUGGCUGGACUUAAUUGGGACAGUUCUGGAGUUUUGGUGAAGGGAAUUGUUGGGGAACAUUAAUAAACCUACUAAAACGGGACAGCACAGAUGGUAAGUCAAACAUACUAAUUCAUAAAAGUUCACUGUCUUUCAAAACU